Cheilinus undulatus (humphead wrasse) is the source of this 3260-nucleotide messenger RNA. RefSeq names its product solute carrier family 22 member 13. Gene Ontology annotation, biological process: transmembrane transport. NCBI's taxonomy places the organism in Eukaryota, Metazoa, Chordata, Actinopteri, Labriformes, Labridae. The record is from RefSeq and is a predicted model, not a curated record. The coding region runs from base 562 to 2184 and encodes 540 amino acids. Gene Ontology annotation, cellular component: membrane. The transcript has 10 exons. Gene Ontology annotation, molecular function: transmembrane transporter activity.
UGAUAAAACAUUUCGCCUUCAGAUGUGAUGUAAGUCUCAGACCGGAGCGUCUCUUAUGGGAUUUAUUAAUGAGGCUAUAGCCCUGCCCUAUAAGUAACACAUAUGCUGCAUCCAACCAAACCAUCUCUCUGCUGCUCCACAUCCAGAUCAGCGUGGAAAACAGCAACAGCCCUGAAACAGCGUGGAUGUCUGACUCUUCUCUGUAAGCUGGGGGUUCUAGGAGCUUGUUUUUCUGGUGCUUCACACUGAUGGUGCCUCGGAUCAGCUUUGGGACUCCGAUCUCACACUGGAUCCUGAAUGUGUGUGGCAUGGAGAGAAGUGUUGUGUAAAGCAGUCUCAGCAAGAGGAUGGUUUCGGUUCAUCAUUUCUUCAGGUCAUUCCGGGACAGCUGACGGUCACAGGAGAAGAAUAUAAGCACAUGCCAGAUCUGCCGUGUUCACCCUGAACAUCACAGCACAGCUCUGAUUUAUUGUCUGCCUGGUGUUUACACUCAGAAACCCCCUCCUCCCUCCAGCUGGCUCCUCCACUGGAAUACAGCCAAUCUCAAAAUUGGCAUUCAAAAUGAAUUUCGACCAACUUCUCUCCGCCAUCGGAGGCUUUGGGAAAUACCAGAAAAUUCUCUACAUAUGGAUUUGUUUACCCCAGGUCCUCCUCGCCUUCCACAUGAUGGUGAGCAUCUUCACCGGAGCCACGCCGCCCCACCACUGCCGAGAGAGCCCGGACACAAUAGCCGAGACACGGUCUUUGUUUCCCGGGACGUUCAGCUUGAACUUCAGCCUCUCCUCGGAUUCCUCCUGCUUCUCUUCCGAGGUCCCGCUGCAGGAAAACCGGACCGAGCGCGUCCCGUGUGGCCACGGCUGGGUGUACAGCAACGACACUUUCCAGAGCACAACAGUCACAGAGUGGGACCUGGUGUGUGACCGGGCUGGGCUGAACAGUCUUGGUUCAUCUGUGUAUAUGUCUGGUCUGCUGGUGGGAUCUGUUGUUUUUGGAGCCAUGGCUGACAGGUACGGCCGCCGUUUCGUCCUGCUGCUGUCCAUCGCUCUGCAGACUGUGUUUGGAGUCGCUGUGGCCUUUGCACCCAACUUCCCAGUCUAUGUGAUUCUUCGCUUUAUAGUUGGCACCACCAUCUCUGGGGUCAUCAUCAAUGCAUUUGUGCUGGGCACAGAGUGGACGUGCACCAAGAGGCGCAUGCUAGCAGGCAUCAUCACAGACUACGCGUUUGGCCUCGGCUACAUGACGCUCGCAGGCAUAGCAUACUUGAUACGUGACUGGAGAAUGCUGCAACUGGCCAUAUCAGUCCCUGGCUUCCUGCUCAUCUUUUAUAUAUGGGUGCUUCCUCAGUCGGCCAGAUGGUUGUUGGCCAACAACAGAAAGGAGGAGGCUAUCGCACUUCUCCGCAAAGCAGCGCUUGUGAAUGGACGUGUCUUACCUCCUGUUGUUCAGGUUGAGAAGAUAUCAGGUGGAGCCAAGCAAAACCAUUCUGCUGUGGAUCUGGUCCGAACUCCUCAGAUGAGGAAGAGGGCUGUCAUCCUGUUUUACAUCUGGUUUGUGAAUGUGCUGGUGUAUUACGGCCUCUCUCUGGGCGUCUCCAGGCUAGGCACAGACCUCUACCUUACCCAGUUUGUCUUUGGGUUGGUUGAGAUCCCGGCUCGCUCUCUUGUCCUGCUUGUCCUGCCCUGCAGUCGCCGACUCUCUCAAAGUGGAUUCCUGGCUGUCGGAGGUGUUGCAUGUCUGCUCAUGCUCACUGUCCCUGCAGAUCACCCAAAUGUCCUGACUGGUCUUGCCAUGGUGGGGAAGUUUGGUAUCACGGCUUCCUUUGCUAUAAUCUAUGUGUACACUGCUGAGAUAUUCCCCACUGUGCUUCGGCAAACAGGAAUAGGUGUAUCAAGUAUGUUUGCAAGGAUGGGUGGCGUGUUAGCACCUGUUAUCAACAUGCUUCAUAACAACAGCCCCGCUACACCGCUGAUCAUCUUUGGUACCUCCCCGCUGCUGGGUGCUGUCCUGGCUCUGGCACUUCCUGAAACUGCAGGCAGACCUCUUCCUGACACGGUGGAGGAUGUAGAGAACUGGGACAUGAGCUCGCCUUCCAUGAAGAAGAACCCUGAGAUGCUGGAGGAUAUUAGCCAAUCAGCUUGCAGAAUAGAGGAGCAGGAGCUACGACAUCUAGCGGGGCAGACCUAACUGCGCGAGAAGAUGCACAUCUUCUGUUUUUCACAUGGCACAUAUCGACUCUCGUACUGUGUGGCUCAAACAUCCUGUAUGCAAUAACCUGAUCAAGAGCUCUAUGCAACACAGCCAAACACAGAUCACUCACCAGCCCAGUCUACUGGUACGCAUGGGCACAGGUCUCUAUUUAUGAUCCUAUCUAUAAUCAACAGCCCAUUGUUGUGCCAGGUUAGGGUUAGAUGUUACCAUUCUUAUCCCAGUUUUGAGGAAUGUUUUGUUGAAGUUUAUUCACGUGUAAAGGGACCAGGCAUUCCAUAAAAACAGAUUGCAUAUUUGUAAACUAAUUUUUAAUAUACAAGCAUACGUUCUAGCUUAAACUGCAAAACCAGGGCUGAAAUGUAAAACCACACUGGACAAAAAGGCUAAAGGCCAGGUCAGACCACACAAAUUCAGCUGUGACGGGUAUUGCUGCAACCUAUCAUCAGAUAUCAAACAUGAACGUGGGGAACAACAAACACUCUUGUUGUUGACAGAAUCAACGAUGCGUCCAAGAUGCACCAUGAUCACCACAUCAUCACGUCACCACAGUGACAUAUAUCUAGAUCUUAUGUUGAAAUACUGAGAGGCUAGCAUAGCUAGGCUAACUUAAUUGACAUUACCACAUUUAUACCUCCAUAGUCUUUUGGAGAGAUAGCCUGUCCAUAUUGUCCUCUUCUUGACAAACAGCAAUGAGUCCACAAUAGUUCCUUCUUUGUUUUUUCUUCUUUUGAGAGCAUCAGGACUGCUAGCAUCACACGGAGCGCUUCUGUUGUAGCCAUGAUUGAAACUCCUUGACCUGCCUCACGCAUGCCGUAUGGAUUUGCACACCUUCACCCAGGCGGUCGUGACAGCGGCGUGGUCAGGAGUAUUCCAGUCUGUCGGCCAAUACGGGACAAGCUUUGUAUUGCAUAGUCUGACACAGUGCCAUUGAAAGAGUUAAAACAUGCAGUCUGAUGCAGCCUGUAAGCCAGGGGUGUCAAACUCUGACUUUGGGUCUAACCUGAGGGCCUAACAGGUCAAUAUUUAAAGGAAUACUUCAACAUUUCAGCAAA